AUGGACUACACACAUUCGAAAACAACUCGCAUUCCCAGUAAGCGCGCCCGACCUCCAAACUCCACGUCAACUGGCUACAAGCGGAGAAGACUGGACAGCGGGUCUAUGGCACGUAUUAACGAAUUUCAUCCUGACGUAGAACCUGGCUCGCCGCCCAACGAUCCGGGAGCGCUCCCAUAUGAACCAGGUCUCCGGUCGGAGAGUGACUACGCGUUCAGUCCAUCCCAGGCUGCAUCUUCGAACAUCCCUGCCCACAUCCUUUCACAUGAACGUAAAUUUGUUCAAGUCGAUCCCGCUCGAUACCCAGCCACGUCAAGUGCAUCUCUAGAUACAAUCAUCGAUAGCCAGCUACCCAUUCAAUCCUCAUACGCAGAGAUUAACUCUGUACUACCCGCUACUCAACCAUUCAUGUUUUCUCCCCUUGGUGACGGCGGGAAUGCCAACAUUCACAGUGGCUGUGCAUCAGAGCACACGCAAGAAUCUUCUUAUCAUGAUGGGGCCACACUGGAUACCCAACGUCACGGCAUCAAGGCUCUGCUAGACGCAAAUGAACCAACAACAAGUAUCGUGACAGGAAGCAUACUGCUUCACGAAGGACACCCAGACCUGAAGUGGUGCCGUGAAUAUGGGCGUCCAGUAAUCAAAGACCUUCCUACAACUGUCGUCGACGAGCCUGCGUUGGAAAAUGUGGCCCGAAAAGUUGAAGCACGAAACUCUCAUCCUUUCACUGCACCAGAGCUUCAAUCCAUUGCAUCGCUACCAUCGGACUCUGUACAGACCGCGAUGAUAAGGACUCAGUUUCUCCAGGAAUGUACGCGUACACAGGACCGAACAUUCUUGCAAGAUGCGGACAACCAUCAACCCAUCCAAGGCGUAUGCGAUAGUGGAGAUGAUAGGGGUGUAAUAGCAAGUCACAUGGAGGAUAGCUACGGCAGGAACGCGAACGAUUCCCUUGAACACGGUAAUGACAAGUGUGUAGCCAACAAUUACAUAGAAGAGAUUUCGCAGACAGUCCAGGAAAAAGAAUUCCUAGAGUUUAUUCCAUGGGAUCUGGACAUGCUCCAGGAGGCCAGUGGGAGCUCCGAAGCCAGUAGCUCAGACGCAG
This is a messenger RNA of Laetiporus sulphureus 93-53, 1105 nucleotides long. RefSeq lists its product as uncharacterized. Lineage: Eukaryota; Fungi; Basidiomycota; Agaricomycetes; Polyporales; Laetiporaceae. The annotation marks the transcript as partial. The record is from RefSeq and is a predicted model, not a curated record. The transcript has 8 exons.